ACCGCAAAAAAUUUUUAUUCUUAUUUCAUCUAUUAUUUCUAAUAAUAAAAAAUAAUAACAAAAAUGCAAAAUAACGAAAAUAUAAAUUGGAUUGAGGAAGCUAUUAUUAAACAACAUAUUAAAUAUUAUGAGUAUGAAAAUUUUAAAAAUAUUCAAGAAGUUGGUUCCGGAGCAUUCGGAAAGGUUUUUCGUGCAAAUUGGAAAAAUUUUGGUCAUUAUUUAGCAUUAAAAUCAUUUUAUAAUCUAAACGAUAUUACCUUAAAAGAAAUUGUUAAUGAACUUAAACUUCAGCGAGAAGUAGAUUUUCAUGACAAUAUUAUUCGCUUUUAUGGAAUCACAAAAUUUGAAUCAGAAAAUAAAAUUGACCAAACAAAGAAUUAUUUGUUAGUAAUGGAAUACGCUAACGGUGGUACCCUUCGUGACUAUUUAAACGAAAACUUCAAUAGACUUAGUUGGGAUGAUAGGUAUAAUUUAGCUCAUCAAUUAGCUUGUUCUGUAUUAUGUCUACAUGAUGAAGGGAUCGUUCACCGAGAUUUGCAUUCUUGUAAUGUGUUGGUUCAUAAGAAAUCCAUCAAGUUGGCGGACUUUGGAUUAUCAAAAAGAAUUGAUGAAGCAUCGAAUUCACAAUCAAAGUUACUUGGUAUGGUUCCCUAUAUUGAUCCGAAAGUAUUAAUGAAUAGCAAUAAUUUAAAAUUAAAUGAGAAGAGCGAUGUAUAUAGUAUUGGCGUUUUAUUAUGGGAAAUAUCAAGUGGGAAACCACCAUUUCAUGAAGAGAAAAAUAAGAUCGGCUUAAUCUAUGACAUUUCACAAGGACGAAGAGAAAAAAUUAUUCCUAAUACUCCUAAUGAUUAUUCAAAUCUUUAUAUUGAAUGUUGGAAUAAUGAACCAAGUAAACGACCAAAUAUGCAUGAGGUUGUUAAUAGAAUAGGAGUAUUUAUUCCAGAUUCAAAUAGCACAACAAUUGAUCAACAGAAUGACAUAUCUGAUCAAACUUAUCCUACGCCAAAUGAAAAUCCAACUCCAAAUAGUGCAGGAAAUUCAUCACAUGGGGAAUUAUCCCAAAUGAUCCAAAAUUUCACUAAUAUGAAUACAAGUGAAAUAGAUAGUAUGUCUACAAAUGAACAAAUUAAUGAAAAUAUUUCGUCCGAGAAUUAUUUUAGCAUUGUGAUUAACGAAAUAGUUGAUCUCAUUUUUAAAGAAAACAUUAAAGAUAAUAUGAAGGUAAAACAGCAUGUUAUUGAUUAUUUGAAUAAUCAUAAUGUAAAUUCUAAAGAAAUUUAUAAUUGGUUAUUAAAUAAUCAAAACAAUUCAGAAUCUAUUUUUUUACUUGGUUAUUUUAAUUAUUUAGGAAUUGAAACAAUUAGUGAUCUUGAGAAAGCAUUUAAUUUAUUUAUUAAUGCAUCAAAACAGGAUCAUACAUUAGCACAAUAUUUUGUUGGAAAAUGUUAUCAAUUUGGAAAUGGAAUUACAAAAAAUGAAAAACUUGCAUUUGAAUAUUAUGAAAAAGUAUCUAGUAAAGAUUAUGCAAGUGGACAAUUUAAAUUAGGUUGGUUUUAUGAUAUUGGGAUAAGUGUCAAUAAAGAUUUAAAAAUGGCUGUGUAUUGGUAUGAAAAAGCUGCAAAUAAUGGACAUUUAAAUGCUAUGCAUAACCUUGGCCUCUCAUAUAAAAAUGGAGAUGGUGUUGAUAAAAAUAAUCAAAAAGCUUUUGAAUUAUUCAAACAAUCAGCUGAAGGAGGACAUUCAGAUGGAAUAACGAUGUUGGCUUAUUGUUAUGAUAGUGGAACUGGAAUUAAUAUUGAUAAACAAAAGGCAGUUGAAUUAUAUCAGAAAGCUGCAAAUUUAGGACAUAAGGUAGGUCAAUAUAAUCUUGCUAUUAUAUAUGAAGAAGGAGAAGGAAUUGAAAAAGAUUUAUAUAAAGCAAUUUAUUGGUAUGAACAAUCAGCUAAACAAGGACAUCAAAAUGCUCAAACUAGAUUAAAAGAACUGAAGAAAAAUUAGAAUUAGAAACAAAUUUAUGAUGUAAAUUAUUUUAAGAAAAAUUUUUUUUUAUUGUAUUUAUAAUUGUACCAUUACAUAGGAAAAUAAACACAGUAAUUUUAAACAUUAGUAUUUAUUAAAUUACGUAGUAUCAAUUUUUAUAAUAUUAAAUUGAAUAAUAUAAUAAAUG
Rhizophagus irregularis DAOM 181602=DAOM 197198 is the source of this 2167-nucleotide messenger RNA. RefSeq lists its product as uncharacterized. The record is from RefSeq and is a predicted model, not a curated record. Lineage: Eukaryota; Fungi; Glomeromycota; Glomeromycetes; Glomerales; Glomeraceae. Gene Ontology annotation, biological process: protein phosphorylation. Gene Ontology annotation, molecular function: ATP binding; protein binding; protein kinase activity.